AUGUAUACCCAGCUUCGUGGUCGGAUCCUCGAACGCCAGUGCAUGGAACUCCUUCAUGAGCAGGCUGGCCGACCGGAAGCACCACAAGGUGCACAGGAGCAGAAUUUCGCAAUAGAG
This is a messenger RNA of Dibothriocephalus latus, 117 nucleotides long. The record is from the annotation of a GenBank genome assembly. Lineage: Eukaryota; Metazoa; Platyhelminthes; Cestoda; Diphyllobothriidea; Diphyllobothriidae.